AUAACAGCAGGAGACAGUUUGAAUGCGGGUCUCCUUGCCGUGCUGCUGUGUCUCCACGAAGCUCUGGCGCCUCCCCCGUUUGCAGCAGCAACAACAGCAGCAGCAACAACAGCAGCAGCAACAGCAGCCGCAGCAGCAGCAGCAGCAACAAGCAAGUGGGAUCGUCUGCACGGCCUUCUCGAUGAAGCAGUUUCUUUUCUUUCUGCUGCACUGCAGCAGAAACGGCAGGCGAAGGCGGCUGCGUCUACAGACAGCCUGAAGCAGCAGCGGAAGCACUUAGAGGCAGGAGCAGCAGCUGCGGCUGCUGAUGCUGCUGCUGGCGACGCUGCGCGUCCAUUGCAGCAGGAGCAGCAGCAGCAGCAAACAGCAGCAGCAGCAGCAGGGACAGUCGACAUAGGACAAACCAUAGAAGGCACUGCAGCAGCGGGAGCAUCUGCUGCGCUGCUGUACAGCAGCAAGGAGGCAGGGAGAGACAGUGCAGAAGCAGCAGCAACAGCAGCAGCAGCAACAACAGCAGCAGCAGCAACAACAGCAGCAGGAGAGACGCGACUGCAUCGGCGGAAGCGAGCAGAAGGCGGACCCAAGUUGCUGCUGCUAGCUGAUGAAAGGGAUGUCUCUCUUGAUGAGGUGGAUGAGCGCGACCUACAAGAGCUGCUGGAAUUAGUGGUGCUGCAGCAGCAGUGCUGCUGCGCCAUGCCGAGUUGCUGUAACAACUGGUCUUUGCUGCUGCAGCAGGAGGAGCAGCGUGUGCGGCUAUGCGUGUUGCUGCUGCUGCAGCAGCACCACCAACUUGCUGCGCAUGUGCUGCAGCAAUGCGGCCUCAACCCACUUGAGGUGUAUAUCCAGGCUGUUCAUCUUCUUGCUAGCAGAGCACCAAAUAUUCAGAAGAUGAAGUCGCUGCUGUCUGCUGCCAGCAAGCACUUGUGUGCUGCUGAGUUUGACGCACUGGUGUGCAGCGCCAUUAGAGGCUGGGUGCUGCAGCAGCAGCAGCAGCAACAGCAGCAACAGCAGCAUCAGCAGCAGCAGCAGCAAAGCGUUGGAAAGGUAAAAUGCGACAGCCUGCAGGAGGCCCUCACUCUGGUGUCUCUUCUUGCUUCGCCUGUUGCUGCUGCUGAGAUGCGGGUGUUUCUUGCUACUAUGGCCCUUCAGCAGCAGCAGCAGCAGCAGCAGCAGCAGCAGUUGGGUGCUGCUUCUUCCUUCUCAGGGAGUCCUGAGCCUUUAUUUGCUGUUGAACAGAUUCGCGUUGCUGUUGAUGUUGCAGCAGAAAAAAAGAGUAAACAGCUGCUCAUUAUGUGCAGAGAUGCAGCAGCAGCAGCAGGAAACACAGCAUUAAAAGAACUCAUUCAAGCCAAGCUGCUGCAGCUGCAAAACAGCAGCAACAGCAGCAGCAACAGCAGCAGCAGCAGCAGCAAAGGCAGCAAAGGCAGCAAAAGCAAAGCCAAAAAAUAA
This is a messenger RNA of Eimeria acervulina, 1449 nucleotides long. RefSeq lists its product as hypothetical. NCBI's taxonomy places the organism in Eukaryota, Apicomplexa, Conoidasida, Eucoccidiorida, Eimeriidae. The transcript has 4 exons. Gene Ontology annotation, cellular component: SWI/SNF complex; nucleus. The annotation marks the transcript as partial. Gene Ontology annotation, biological process: regulation of transcription by RNA polymerase II. The record is from RefSeq and is a predicted model, not a curated record. Gene Ontology annotation, molecular function: transcription coregulator activity.